Messenger RNA from Astyanax mexicanus (Mexican tetra), 1547 nucleotides. It is a transcript of the gene eif2s2, whose product is annotated as eukaryotic translation initiation factor 2, subunit 2 beta. Bases 133 to 1128 code for a protein of 331 amino acids. Gene Ontology annotation, biological process: translational initiation; formation of cytoplasmic translation initiation complex; formation of translation preinitiation complex. Lineage: Eukaryota; Metazoa; Chordata; Actinopteri; Characiformes; Acestrorhamphidae. Gene Ontology annotation, cellular component: eukaryotic translation initiation factor 2 complex. Gene Ontology annotation, molecular function: translation initiation factor activity; translation initiation factor binding; mRNA binding. The transcript is spliced from 9 exons. The record is from RefSeq and is a predicted model, not a curated record.
GUAGAACGAUAGAACGAGAGCUGACGUCAGCGCGAGAAUUGCAGUCAGCGCGAGAGAGCAGGACAGGGCGGUUCGGUUCUGAUCAGUUUUACAGAUUAAUUCUCCCGUUUCACCUCAAAACCGCCUGGAACCAUGUCCGGAGACGAGAUGAUUUUCGACCCCACGAUGACCAAGAAGAAGAAAAAGAAGAAGAAGCCUUUCAUGUUGGAGGAGGAAGGUGGAGAAGGUGAAGAUGGAGUGCAGCCUGAAGCGAAGGAGCCUGAAGUGGAUGCAGGAGAAGAGAAAGACUUUGAUUUAGAUGAAGAUGAGGGGAGGAAGAAAGAACCAACAGAUGACCUGGAUGAUCUAAACUUCUUCAACCAGAAGAAAAAGAAAAAGAAGCCCAAAAAAGAUAAGCUUUUUGACAAUGAGCUGGAUGAAGGAAUGAAGGAGCUGAAGAUUGAAGCGGAGCCGCCUGAGACACUAGAAGAUGAUGAUUUAAUGUUGCCAGCAAAAAAGAAGAAGUCCAAGAAGAUUAAAGAUUUCCAAGAUGAUACAGAUAUUCUGUGCAGAGACGACGGUCUGGAGGAUGACGACAGUAAAAACAUGGAUGAGAUCACGUUCAGCUCACAGACGGGACCGGCCUGGGCCGGGACUGAGAGAGAUUACACGUACGAUGAGCUUCUGAGCAGAGUCUUUAACAUCAUGCGAGAGAAGAAUCCAGACAUGGUUGCUGGUGAGAAGAGGAAGUUUGUGAUGAAACCUCCUCAGGUGGUCAGAGUUGGAACAAAGAAGACCUCCUUCGUUAAUUUUACAGACAUCUGCAAAUUGUUGCAUCGACAGCCGAAACAUCUGUUGGCCUUUUUGUUGGCUGAAUUGGGCACAUGUGGUUCCAUAGAUGGAAAUAAUCAGCUUGUUAUUAAAGGAAGGUUCCAGCAAAAACAGAUAGAGAACGUCUUACGAAGAUACAUCAAGGAGUAUGUGACGUGCCACACGUGUCGGUCCCCCGAGACCAUCCUGCAGAAGGACACUCGGCUGUACUUCCUGCAGUGCGAGACGUGCCAUUCCCGCUGCUCCGUGGCCAGCAUCAAAACCGGCUUCCAGGCCGUCACCGGAAAACGAGCGCAGCUUCGUGCCAAAGCCAACUGAUACCGACCCGCAACACGACGCCGUGUUUCAUGGCCAAACUAACAGAUCUGUUCACACACUGCAGUAUUUUAACCACAGGUCAGAUGUCUCUGUACCGUCCUGUGGACGCCAUGUUCUGCAUGUUAUUGGGUUUUUCUUGCUUUUACACGGCAGACACAUGAGGAGCUGGUUAAUUGGGUAAUGAUCUGAACCAAGGGACUGGAAUAUUGAAAACAUGGUGAUGUGUGAUGUGUUUCCAGACCUGGGAUUGGGAUUAUUGGGAAGAUUUGUGUGCAUGGAUUUGUGGAGUCUGGCCAUGAAGCACUGGAUUUACAGCUGUGCGAGAUGGGAUCCCAAGGCAUGGACAUUUUUAUGAACUGUUGGAUUUGUUACUGCUGCCUUGCCUACACAGAAAAAAAAAAUAAAAUCAGUAAAAUGCA